Oppiella nova is the source of this 247-nucleotide messenger RNA. NCBI's taxonomy places the organism in Eukaryota, Metazoa, Arthropoda, Arachnida, Sarcoptiformes, Oppiidae. The record is from the annotation of a GenBank genome assembly.
AAUGAAGUCGCCCAACAGUACAGCGAAGACAAGGCCCGCAGUGGCGGUGACUUGGGUUGGAUGACCAGGGGGUCAAUGGUGGGCGCCUUCCAGGAUGCGGCGUUUGCACUGCCGGUGUCGACCACUGGCUCGCCCAUCAUAACGGAUCCGCCCGUGAAGACUAAGUUUGGUUACCAUAUCAUUAUGAUUGAGGGCAAGAAGUGAUGAAGUGGUGCACCAGUUGUUCACUGUUUUGGUCGUAUUUGCC